AGGGCGUGCAGCCAAUCAGUGUGCUCGGAUUCCGAAAAGCCUGGAUGAUCUGCGUCACUGCCGCUCUUCUGCCGGAUGUGGACUCUCACAGCUCCAAGCUUGGUGCAAUUUAUCUCCGCUACCUCGGACCGCUUUCCACCCCUCUUAUUCACGAGUGACGACGUGUUUGUUCAUUUUGCAAUCUUCCCUUGCGCCUCGCUUUUAGAUUGUAGUUUCGGAGCAAUCCAGCUACAGAACACACCACCCUGCACUGCAACACUCACACGUCCCACGUGUCUAGCGAUUCUCUUGCAGUCUGACACUCGCCGGCAACAUGUCAACACCAGCCCGCUACCGCAAGCCGGGUACCAUAACGGCCGCAACGAGCACACCCACCGCCAGCCACGAAGACACAGCCCCCAUCCCACGCGCCUCUGCAUCCACCACCGAAGCCAAGAAGGAGCUGAAAGCCGCCUUCAACGAGCAGGCGGUCAAAACAUCCAAAGGCCUCUCUGUCCUCGAUGUCCUGAGGGUGCUGGGCGGCCUGGCGCUGCUGAGCGCGGGCCUGAGCUAUCUGAGCACCAGCGGCGAGAGCAUGACGUGGGGCUACAAUGCGAAGUGGACGCGCAUGCGCGAGUGGAAGAAUGUCCUCCGCGGCCAAGUCCAACUCACCGACAUCGAACUGACGUCCUACGACGGGUCCGAUCCCACGAAGCCUAUCUACCUCGCGCUCAACGGCACAAUCUACGACGUCAGCGCAUCCCCUCAGACCUACGGCCCAGGCGGAAGCUACCACUUCUUUGCCGGCCGCGACGCCGCGCGCGCCUUCCUGACGGGCUGUUUCGUUGAAGACGCCAUCCCGGACCUGCGCGGCGUCGAGCGCAUGUUUAUCCCCGUUGACCCGGAGGAGAAAGCCGACGCGGCCCCAGACGCCGUCGAGAAGGCCAGGGCGCGCAGACAGCUUACUCCGGCCGAGCUGAAGAAUCGCAGGGCGCAGGAGACCAGGCUCGCUAGGCAGAAGAUGGUGCAGGGGCUGGAGAGCUGGCAUGCGCUGUUUCGUGGCGACAAGGGGAAGCCGUAUUUCAAGGCUGGUGUCGUUAGCAGACCACAGGGCUGGGAGAAGUAUCUCCCCGAGCGCCCACUUUGUGAGCAGGCGGAGAAGAGUCGGCCGGUGAGGAAGUAUGAUUAGAGCUGUGUAGAUGAAUAUUGAGGUUUUGCA
Messenger RNA from Didymella exigua CBS 183.55, 1198 nucleotides. RefSeq lists its product as uncharacterized. Bases 314 to 1168 code for a protein of 284 amino acids. The transcript is spliced from 3 exons. Gene Ontology annotation, cellular component: membrane; endomembrane system. NCBI's taxonomy places the organism in Eukaryota, Fungi, Ascomycota, Dothideomycetes, Pleosporales, Didymellaceae. The record is from RefSeq and is a predicted model, not a curated record.